UUAGCUCUGCAGCUGGCUACAGUUCAAGUUUAAGCAUUAUGUUUGCCACACCAUUGAGACAGCCACAAGGCUAUGCAGCUAAGCAGCAGCAUGAGAAAGUGAAUAUGGAGCAGCCUUUUCAAUAUGAAAUAACCGAUCAUGGCUAUGGCAAGGAUGCAGUUAAGAUACUGCAUGUAAAUCGUGAAGGACCUGUGCAUACCAUACACGAAUUCGAGGUGGGCACGCAUUUGAAGCUGUACAGCAAAAAGGAUUACUAUCAAGGCAACAAUUCGGAUAUUGUGGCAACAGAUUCGCAGAAGAACACAGUCUAUCUGCUGGCCAAGAAGCACGGCAUUCAGAAUCCGGAAACAUUUGCGCUGCUGCUGGCCAAACAUUUCAUCAACAAGUAUGCGCAUGUGGAGGAGGCGCAUGUGCAUGUCGAGGCGUAUCCUUGGCAGCGCAUUUGCCAGGAUGAAAUUCAAGGCACGCAGCAAGCGCAGCAAGUCAAGCCCACGCCCGGUGGUUGCAACUUUAGCGCACAUGGCAAUCGCAGGCUGCACAAUCACGCGUUCAUCUUUACGCCUGUGGCACAGCAUUACUGCGAUGUAGUUAUGCGUCGUCAUGAUCCCAAGCAGAAAGUCAUCAGCGGCAUCAAAGGCUUGCGCGUGCUGAAGACCACACAAUCCUCGUUUGUUAACUUUGUCAAGGAUGAGUUUCGUUCGCUGCCCGAUCAGUACGAUCGUCUGUUCAGCACAGUUGUGGACUGCUCCUGGGAGUACUCCGAUACAGAAACUGUCAACUUUGGCAAUGCCUGGCAGCUUAUCAAGAACAUUAUACUAAAGAACUUUGCUGGCGAUCCAAAUGUGGGAGUCUCCUCGCCCUCAGUGCAGCAUACGCUUUAUCUUAGCGAAAAGCAGGUGCUGGAUGUGCUGCCACAAGUCUCUGUCAUCUCAAUGACCAUGCCCAACAAGCAUUACUUCACCUUCGACACAAAGCCGUUCCAGCAAGUUGUGCCCGGCGACAAUAAUGAAGUCUUCAUACCCGUCGACAAGCCACAUGGCACCAUCUAUGCCCAGCUAGCGCGCAAGCAGCUCAAGAGUCAUCUAUAAAAUUAAAGCUGUUAACUAUAUAGUUUAAAAAUUCUUAACAAUAAACAAGCUAACUACUCAUACUCAUUUUCUUGUUAUGCUUAGCAAACA
This is a messenger RNA of Drosophila busckii, 1178 nucleotides long. RefSeq names its product uricase (gene Uro). Gene Ontology annotation, biological process: urate catabolic process; purine nucleobase catabolic process. Bases 39 to 1088 code for a protein of 349 amino acids. Gene Ontology annotation, cellular component: peroxisome. The record is from RefSeq and is a predicted model, not a curated record. Gene Ontology annotation, molecular function: urate oxidase activity. Lineage: Eukaryota; Metazoa; Arthropoda; Insecta; Diptera; Drosophilidae. The transcript is spliced from 2 exons.